GCUUUACCAACAGUCCAAUUGGUGGCUGCGUCGCCCGCGUGGGAUGGGCUCUAGCAUUACACCGUCUUCCUGGUUCCCAUUGCUGUUUAUGAAUGCUAAAUAUCUUUCAUACAACAAUAUCAAACCAGUAAAAGUAGCCUAUGCAUUAUAAAUGCAGUUGAGAUUAACACCGUCGCGAUGGGUUUGCUGACGAUUUUAAAGAAGAUGAAGCAAAAGGAACGGGAGAUGAGGCUGCUAAUGUUAGGUCUGGACAACGCUGGGAAGACGACCAUCCUGAAGAAGUUUAAUGGAGAAGACGUCAGCACCAUCUCCCCGACGCUGGGCUUCAACAUCAAAACACUGGAGCACCGAGGGUUUAAAUUGAAUAUUUGGGACGUAGGGGGUCAGAAGUCACUGCGUUCCUACUGGAGGAACUACUUUGAGAGCACAGAUGGGCUGGUGUGGGUGGUGGACAGCGCAGACAGACUCAGACUGGAGGACUGCAGGCAGGAGCUCAGCUCACUGCUGCUGGAGGAGAGGUUAGCUGGUGCAACCCUGCUGGUGUUUGCCAACAAACAGGACUUACCAGGAGCCUUGUCAAAAGAGGCAAUACGAGAGGCGCUGGCUCUGGAUGAGAUCAAAAGUCAUCACUGGUGCAUCAUUGGAUGCAGUGCAGUAACAGGAGAGAACUUGUUAGCUGGAGUGGACUGGCUAUUAGAUGAUAUCGCUGCAAGGAUCUUCACCACGGACUGAGUGUGUGUGCGUGUCUCUGAAUGUUAUACCGUUAACAGUAGCCUUUUAUGGUUGGUGAGCUCAUUAAAUGUAGGUCUGAAGUAUCCAAAUAUUCCAGCUACUUUAAGUUCAGACAUACACAGAUCUUUGCCAUCUUGAUCCAUGUUUACAGGAGUCGCUGGCUUUUGGUUAAUAUUGAUAGUUGUAGGAAAAG
Messenger RNA from Etheostoma cragini (Arkansas darter), 925 nucleotides. RefSeq names its product ADP-ribosylation factor-like 2 (gene arl2). The record is from RefSeq and is a predicted model, not a curated record. Lineage: Eukaryota; Metazoa; Chordata; Actinopteri; Perciformes; Percidae. Gene Ontology annotation, molecular function: GTPase activity; GTP binding. The transcript has 5 exons. Bases 178 to 732 code for a protein of 184 amino acids. Gene Ontology annotation, biological process: protein folding. Gene Ontology annotation, cellular component: cytoplasm; microtubule cytoskeleton.